Cyphellophora attinorum is the source of this 486-nucleotide messenger RNA. Its product is annotated as 60S ribosomal protein L24. The transcript has 3 exons. The record is from RefSeq and is a predicted model, not a curated record. Lineage: Eukaryota; Fungi; Ascomycota; Eurotiomycetes; Chaetothyriales; Cyphellophoraceae. The coding region runs from base 1 to 486 and encodes 161 amino acids. Gene Ontology annotation, molecular function: structural constituent of ribosome; mRNA binding. Gene Ontology annotation, cellular component: cytosolic large ribosomal subunit. Gene Ontology annotation, biological process: cytoplasmic translation.
AUGCGUACCUACGACGAUACCUUCAGCGCCACCAAGAUCUACCCGGGCAAGGGCAAGCUCUACGUCCGCGGUGACAGCAAGGUCUUCCGCUUCCAGAAUGGCAAGACCGAAUCCCUCUUCUUGCAGCGCAAGAACCCCCGCAGAAUAGCCUGGACUACCCUCUACCGACGUAUGCACAAGAAGGGUAUCUCUGAGGAAGUCGCCAAAAAGCGCACCCGCCGCACAGUCAAGCACCAGCGCGCCAUCGUCGGCGCCUCUCUCGACGUCAUUAAAGAGCGCCGCAACAUGCGUCCCGAGGCCCGCACCGCUGCCCGUCAACAAUCCAUCAAGGAGUCAAAGGAGAAGAAGGCCGCAGCGGAGAGCAAGAAGAAGGCAGAGAAGGCGAAGACCGCGGCGAAUGCGGCUAAGGGUGGUGUGCGGGGCGGGAUUGCAAGUAAGCAGGGUGCGAAGGGGAGUGCGCCGAAGGUUAAGGCUACGACUCGAUAA